This is a messenger RNA of Topomyia yanbarensis, 7883 nucleotides long. It is a transcript of the gene Gug, whose product is annotated as arginine-glutamic acid dipeptide repeats protein. The record is from RefSeq and is a predicted model, not a curated record. Lineage: Eukaryota; Metazoa; Arthropoda; Insecta; Diptera; Culicidae. Gene Ontology annotation, cellular component: nucleus. Gene Ontology annotation, molecular function: transcription corepressor activity.
AGAAGCAGAGGUGCAAGCGCAAGAGGAAAAUUUUUCAAAAUGGCCAACUUUUGCGGAGCCGUGGUCGAAACGCGAGUGCUUGUCGCGCGUAUUGUUGCGUAAAAAGAAUACAAUUUUCCUCCGGAAAACGGCUCCGGGCCGGGCUAAGUGUGUCGCGAAUCGAAUCGGCCACCGGAUGGACGCGUGCGGAUGCGAGAGUGCGUGAAAAUAGCGCCGGAAAUGUGGAGAAAAUCAACGUUUUUCUGUCCCCCCGUUGAGUGUGUAGCAAAAAAAAGUGAGAUCAGUCGAGAGAUCAAAGGAAGCGAAAAAAAGAAGUGAGAAAGCAUAAUGUUGUCAGUUGUGUGAGAAUAUUAGUGGUGUAUUUUACGGAUUAUUUCGAUUUGCUGGAAGCAGCUGAAGCGCGCCAGCCGCCAGAAUCCAGAUUAGCGGAGCAGUAGCCGAUCCGUCGGGAUUGUAGCAGUUGGAACUAAGGUUUACAAAUCGGCCAAAACCCGCUUCAAUGUCUGUAAUGUGACGAGGUUUGAGAGAGAAAAAAAAAAAUAACUAAAUGGUGUGUUGUUUCGUUUGAAGUCGGAACCGAUGGAAAGCGGCGGCUUAAUCCGUACACACGUUCACAAAGGCACCGAAGAGUAAAACCUGGCGCACAGGCAGGCAAAGGCGAAUGAAAGUGGCCAGAAAAAUGAAGAAUUUGUAUAGUGCUAAAAGAAGCAACGAGGGGUAGUAGUAGCAAAGCAAAACCUUGGUGAAAAAUUGAUGGGUUUUUUUCCUCACUUUUGUUUCGAACCGUGCUGCUUGCUGUGUGCGAGUGUGUGUGUGUUUCCAAGCAGCUGUUUCUAUUCAGCUCGGAUCGUCUCCGUCAGUCAUGACAAAACAGUAAUUAGAGAAUACAAAACAUUCGAUGCACUGGAGGCUUUGAACGAAGAAGAAUACUAUUUAAUAAAAAUAUUGAAAGCAGCCCGAAGAAAAAGAAAAUAAUUGCAACCCUCGACUAAUGGUGAGAAGGUGAGAUUGUAGCAGUGUUAGUGGAAGUGCUAGUGCCAGAAGAACGUCACAGUUUUUGUUAGCUCCCAAACAGAGAUGCCCAGCGUGUGUGUUUGUGCCAGUGAGCAAGAAGAAAAUUCGACUGCAUGAAGCAAAGGUAGAAAACAGAUAAUAAAGAUUGCCCCGAGCGUCAGCAAGCAAGCGAGCGAGGCAGGAAGAAAACAAAAUUGGAAAAAAGUAGGAGGAAAACUCCUCCGCUUCUGCCCAUCGUUCGUGUCGCCUCCGUCAAUCAUCAAUCAAUUUGUAAUUUGCCUACCGACACUACGAAGCAGGGCGGGUUGCGUUUCCGCUUGCGGUGCCUCCUUGGCCUGUGGGACAGCAGGGCAGGUAUCGGGGCAUCGAGCCAAUCUGUCGGGCACGAACUCGUGCUCGACCAGCCAGCAGGGAAGGUGUAACUCGUUGGUCAACUACAACUAUUCAUGUGGAAUUUACUAAAGCAGAUAUCCUCGAUUGCUUCCCUAGCUGCCGAACACGAACAACAACUAACACGGUCGCGUAGAUGAAGCCCACUAAGCCACGGCUAGACUUCCGUGUCUAGUGCAGCAGCGCUCCAGCGAACUGGCGUUCCCGGUUGCGGCCACCAUCACCACCACCACCCCAGUAGUUAACCUAGAGCAGCAAAACGGCCACCAGCAACGGCCAACGGUCAGGGGUCUCACCUGGGGUGCUAGGUUCGAUCUUGAGGGGCUAAUAUGGCCACACCGCCAACCGAGGGCGAAAUCAGAGUGGGUCCCGGCCAUCAGGCAACAUUACCAGACUACCAACCAAUUGAAAACUACCGCUCCGAGGACGAUGAAGAUCGCGACCUAGAGGAUCCAAGAUGGACCCCCGGCAUCUACAUUGACAACGAUCUGUUGAUGUACCUGACCGCUGCUCGGUCAAUUUCCGCAUUUCAGGGCAUGUGUGAAGAGGAUGGUUGCAUGGCAGCUAGUCGCGACGAUACUACGAUAAAUGCAUUUGAUGUUCUACAUGAUUCUGGUUACGACGCCGGUAAAGCACUAGAAGCUCUACUGAAGUGUCCGGUGACGAAGGGAAUCGACAAAAAGUGGACAGAGGAGGAAACCAAACGUUUCAUCAAGGGGCUUCGCCAGUUUGGGAAGAAUUUUUUUCGCAUACACAAGGAUCUACUGCCCCACAGAACUACGCCCGAACUAGUGGAAUUCUACUAUCUGUGGAAGAAAACGCCGGGUGCGAACAACAACCGGCCGCACCGCCGUCGACGGGCCGGCUCGUUGCGAAGACGCAAUACGCGUACCAACAGUAAUGCUAGCAGCAACAAUACACCGCCAAAUAGUAACAAGAAGGAAUCAACGCCAGAACCGGCCGUGACAGAAUCAUCACGGCCGUCCCCCGUGUCCAAGGAGGAGAAUAGCUCCGUCACCGAGGACGAUAUCAGCGAGUGCGACAGUGAUUCGAGCGCCACCAAGGCAAUCAAGGAAAGUAACAGCAGCAGUAGCAAUAGUGGCGGCAGCAGUUGGAGCAACAACGGCUUCAGCAGCGGCAGCAGCAGCAGUGGAGGAGGGGGUGAAGCGGGCGAGGAUUCACCUUCGAGGAUGAGAACUCGCCAGAAACCGACUGCGAAAGAGCAGCAACAGCAAGCGAACGCCAAUAAUAACGCUUCCAGUGGUAAACGUCCCAAGCGGGGCGGUAACGAAACACCCGAAACGACACCGAUUGAUAGUCCGAAGACGCCUAGCAAAAAGGAAGAAUCCUCAGGUAAAGGGCAGAAAGGAAAAAGCAGAACGGAUACACCAAGCAAGGGCAAAAAGAGGGCCAAUGAAUUGGAUCCAGAUGGCAGUGAUGAGAAAGAUAGUCAAAAGCGCAAACGAUCUGAUAGCCCUACAGAAAGUUUUACAACCGACAGUCGACCUGGAUCAGUGCUGGAUGAAGCCGAAUCGAACAGUGAAGCGGCCACUGAGGUCAGCAUCAACGUUAGUGCAGCGGCUGCUACACCAACAGCGCCAUCCUCUAAGGAAGAGGAGAAGGAUCCACUUUCUCUUGGACCUGCAGCAGAACCGAUGGCUACAGAAUCUCCCGAGAGUAGCAAUCCGGCAUCAUCUAUUACCAAAACCGGUGAUGAGAAAGAAGAAGACAGUACGGUUACAGCAGCUGCAGCUUCACUUACUGCGGCCUUGCCGACCGCAGCUGAUGCUGCCAAACUUCCUGAAACAGAGGAUAUUACGCCACCUUCAACGGCGACGCCAACACCGGUAGCAACACCUGCUCCGGCGACGAUUCCGACGCCGGAAGAGACAAUGGCCGCUAUUCCGACAGCGGUAGCUGAAGAGCCACCGGAGAAGGCAGCCGAAAUAUCUCCCACCGCACCGGUGCUAGCUCCGGAAUCGUGUGCAGCGGCUGCCACCGGAUUGGUUCAUCCGGGGCCUGGACAAGCUCCUAAUGAACAGGAGAUGCUCUCUAAACUUGCCAAUAUGAAACAGGAAAUUAACGCCCAAAGUGGUGCUUUAGCUACAGAAUUUAACACAAAAGAUGUGUUUAUUAAGAAAGAACCAGGUGAGGAGCUUCCCGAGAGUCAGCCACAACCUAUCGAACAACCUCAAGAUCUUAAACUGAAAAUUGAAGUUAAAUCGGAGGCAAAAUUAAUGAGAGAGACAGGGACACCUGGGCAUGGAGAUGCUCCUUCUGACGGUACCAAAUAUGAUCCAGAGAAUUUAGUGAUGAAGCCAGCAUAUGAGAGCCAUAUCAAGUAUGGUCCACCAGAUGAUGGUAUGAAGUAUGGUGAUAUGAAAUACCCGCCGCAGUCGUCUGACAAUGCGAUGAAAUACGGACAAGACGAACCGCUAGAGUAUGACAUGAAACGGUUUAUGGAGCCUGGGAAAUAUCCUCCACAAGACAGUGCUCUUUCGAUGAAAAUUGCACCUCAAUCGGGACAUCUAAACUCGGGCCCUGGUGGUCCUCCAGAUGGUCAACUUCCGAAAGGAUAUCCACCAGAUUUGAUGGGGCUAAAUAUGAAAUACCCACCAGCCGAAGAACGUCCCAAGUUCACUCACUCACCAGCAUCGGAUAGUGGCACACCAUCGGGGUUGCCUCUGAUGCCAAAAAGUCAUUAUCCGGAUCAGUUGAGCAUGUUGCGGCAACAAUAUGACCCCUCCGGAAUGAUGAAAUUCGACCCAAUGGGAAAAUACCAAGGACCACCACCUCCGUUUGGUUUGUCAGGAAGUCAACAGCAUUCCCACCAGGGUCCUAUGGCGCAUGGCCAACAAUCGACAUCCCAACAACCACAGCAGCAACCCCAAGACUUGAAAUAUCUUCCGCCGGAGUCGAUGUCAGCGUCAUCCCGGCUUGCAAUCACACCGAAUCAGGACAGCCAGGGAAGCAACAGUAGUUCACAACCCCCACUACAUGGCAGCAUAGCGUCACCUCAAUCCGGUCCUCCUCCGAACAUGCCCCCUAGUGGCUAUUCAGGUCACCCAGGCAUUGUAAAUCCUGGAUUGAUGCCCAGCAGUCAUCCAUCACUUCUAGGUUCGAAUUCGUCACCUGUACCGACAUCUCAAUCAAAUCAUCCAGCUUCGUCUUCGCAAGGAAUUUCUGGACCACAUCAACAACCAGGAGGACCUCUUCCAUCUCAUUCUAUGCACCCAUCGCAAACAGGACAACUGCCACCAUCAAUGCAGUCUCAGCAGCAGCAACCACCUCACAUGUUACCAAAUAGCAGUUUAGCAUCACACAUGCCAAGUAGUCCAUAUCUGUCCUCCUCCCAUCGGCAACCUCCACCAUCGUCGGAGAGCUCUCGACAUCAACCGAACACGCCAACAUCGAAUGCUACUUCGAACUCUACAUCGUCAACUGCCAACACAAAUUCUCAAUCUCCAGCACCAAUGCGUCCUUCCGAUCUGCCUCACCCGCGAGAUCUACAACCUACCCGCGCAUCUCCGAUAAAUUCCCUACUACAGGGAGUUCAUCCUUCGCACGGAAUGCUUUCACAUCCUCUUCCUCUUCACCUUGGACAUCCAGGAAUGCAACUACCGCCUCAUCAUCCAGCUCAUCUUGCUGGACCGCUGGGUCAUGCUGGAUUGCUACCGCCAAGCUUGGGUGGGCCUACUGGUGCUCUUCCGCUGCUUGGAGGACCAACGCCCUCAGCGCUUGGUAGUCUGAUGGAGGUAGCAGGAGCCGGACGAAGGUCACCUUCGGUUUCCAACAAUCCUCCCGGUCACCAUCCACCAACGUCGCUUCACCAGCCCAGUCCUUUGGCUCAAUCUCCCUCCACUCCCACUGCCCCAUCCAGCCUCAGUCGAUCCAGUCCCAGUGUUCAACAACCCGGUGGUCCUGGAUUUCCUUCCUCCCAUCAUCAUCGAUCAAGCUCGCCGGCCAACUCUGCCAAUUCCAGCCUCAGUCGGGCUAGUCCGAUGCAUCUAAGUCAUCAUCAACCGGGAUCUUCCGCUGCAGCAGUCGCCGCCGCAGCAGCAUCAGCCGAACGGGAUCGACAAAUAAUGCGCCAGCAAUCACCACACAUGACUCCACCACCGUCCUCCUCGGCAUCAACCUCCUCGCUCAUCUCUAGCCCGUUGAGUAAAAUGUAUAGUCAAUCUGGUCAACGGUCACCUCCACCGAAUCAUCCGUUCCGACCAGGAGCAUCACCUCCGGUUAUGCGACAUCCUCAGAUGCCUCUACCACUUCAAAUGACUGGACCGAUUCCUGGAAUGCCCGGUUCAGUAAUGCACCCAUCACAAGCAUAUCCCCUCGUGCACCCAUCGUUGUACAAUCCCCAUCAUCACAAUCCAUUUUUCGCUCCGUACCCAUACGGACCAGCAUAUGGUCCUGGAUUCUCGUACAUGAAACCUGCAGGAUCACCACUGGACAAUCCGAUGCUGCAUGGUCAUCCUACAAGCAUUCCACCACCGCGCCCGGAGGAUUCGCAAAUUCACGGUAACGCGCAUGAUAAAAACAAGGGCAAUUCAAAACCACCUCAAAAUUCGUCUUCGUCAUCUUCCUCGUUAUCUGGGUCGGGUUCGAAAACGCCCGGUUCUGCUGGAGGUCCAAACAGUAAUAACAAUAGCCAAAGUAGUAGCGGUCCUGGUGGACCAUCUCCUAGCAAUGUGGGACAUCCCGGCGGUCCGCUUAGUGGGAGUCCUUUCCAAGGUAACCCACAUCAUCCAUCGCCGUAUCCUCCUGGUCCGCACAAUCCCUUCAUCGAAAAUCAGCUGCAAGUCAGUGGCAAAACGAGCCACAUGGAUGCGCUACGGGCACAUGCACACGCGGCAGCCGGUGGUGUAGGGUUGGGACCUCCUCCGGGUCAUCCUGGUCACCAUCCGGGUCAUGGACCUCCACCUGGGCACCAUGGGCCGCCUCACCAUUCCCACCCGAAUGAACCGGUGCAUAUCGAAACGUUGGACAUUGAUCCAGACCCGGAGCCACCGUCACCGGUACACGAUGUUAACCGAGGACCCAGCCCCGAAGCGAAACCGGACGACACCGAGUGUCAUCGGUCGCAGUCUGCUAUUUUUGUUCGUCGAUGCGACCGAGGAGAUUACAACUCGUGUUGUAGGACGGACUUAGAGUUCAAACCUACGCCGGAUUCAAAACUAGCUCGUAAACGGGAGGAUCGUGAUCGCAAACUAGCCGAAAAAGAGCGCGAACGUAAGGCGCAGCAGGCACAACAGCAGCAACAAGCAGCGCAAGCCCAGCAACACCAGCAACAUCAACAGCAGCAGCAGCAGCAACACCAGCAACAGCAGGCAGCGGCAGCAGCUCAAGCGGCACAGCAGCAACAUGGAAAGCAAUCUAUUGGGCCCGGCGGUAUGGGAGGCCCCAUCGGUCAUCCAGGUCAUCCUUCAUCGCAACAGCAGCAGAUGAAGCCGGAUAUCAAACCGUACCCGGAUACGCCCGCACUGCGUCAACUCUCUGAAUACGCGAGACCUCACGUCGGUUUCAGUCCUGUGGAAACGAUGGUUCCAUCACCAUAUCAUCCACUUUAUAAUAGAGAAAGGGACAUCUUUUUUAGGGAGUUUGACGAUCUCAAGAAUCAGCAGGGUGUCGGCCCUUCACGGUUAGAACCGCACUGGAUGGAAUACUACAGGAUGAGGGGGAUGCAUCCAUCGCAGUUUCCGGCACUGUACGGCAAUCCGGCCGCCUUGGCUCAGCUUGAACGGGAGCGAAUAGGCUUGCCGCCACAUCUCAUUGGGCUAGAUCCGGCCGAUCCGAUGUUGCGCUUGGCUGGUGAAUACCACGCUCACUCCCAUACGCAUCUGCAUUUGCACUCGCAACAGCAGCAAGACACGGCGGCGGCAGCGGCGGCGGCGGCGGCUGGUUUUCAACUACCACCACCAAACGUACCUCCGUAUCCAAGACCGAACAUUCUGAUGCCGAGAGAUCCGCACUCGGAGGUGCUUCUGCGUAUGUCCUAUGAUCCGCUACAGCAGGCCGCUGAGUUCCAGCGUCAAAAUGCAUUAGAUCGCGCCCACUCGCUGCAUGAGCAGUACCUUAGACAACACGAGCGAGAAAUGAAAGUAAGAGCACUGGAAGAAGCGGCACGUGGCGGUAAACAUUGAGAAAACCAAUAGUGAGACACAGUAGGAAAGGGAUGGUGAGAGAAGAAAAGAGAUUAAGCAAUUAGGUACAACGUUUGUAUGUGUGUGUGCGUUUGUUGGGUAAACGUGUGUGUAAAUAUACUAAUUGUAGAGAAGGGGUGGGAACUUAGACCAGUACGAUUCGCGCAAAACUAACGAGGGAACCUACUUUGUCGAUAGGUUGCGCCCUGUAACAUGUGAGAACUCUCGAGGCACAAGUUGAAUUCACUGGCAAUACAACAACGUUAGCACGUAUUUAUUUAUUCAUGUUCAGCAAACGGACUUAAUAAAGACAAAGUUUAUUAAAUUUAAACGAAA